Octopus sinensis (East Asian common octopus) is the source of this 15438-nucleotide messenger RNA. RefSeq lists its product as uncharacterized. Gene Ontology annotation, biological process: regulation of DNA-templated transcription. The transcript has 22 exons. NCBI's taxonomy places the organism in Eukaryota, Metazoa, Mollusca, Cephalopoda, Octopoda, Octopodidae. The coding region runs from base 66 to 10916 and encodes 3616 amino acids. Gene Ontology annotation, cellular component: chromosome; nucleus. The record is from RefSeq and is a predicted model, not a curated record. Gene Ontology annotation, molecular function: histone H3K36 methyltransferase activity; protein binding.
UGUGCGUGUGGACGUGACUGCGCGCGUGUGUAUUAACUGGGUCAUGUGGUACUCACUCAGGAAACAUGGCUGACCAAAGUGAAUCGGAAGAACUGGACGCCGAUCGAAAGUCUUUUUCUACUCAUUUACUGGAAAAUAGGAAUUUAAGCCAACAGGGAACUGUGUUGAAAAUGAGUCAAAAAUCAGAUGGAAAAUUAAUUUCUAAACCAGUUGAUGCUCAACUCUUUAAUGUUGAUCUGUCUUCUGUUCCACUGCCACCUGCAGCAGCAGCGGCAGAAACUGUCGUUGAAGACACUUCGUUUUCAUCACAAAAUCAAACUGUGGCUUUCACAAAGAAAAAGUACAAUGAUGAGUGUAAUUCCUCAAAAAGUAUGUCCAAUAUUCUACCUCCAUCUUCACUUUCAUCUACAAGUUCCAGUUCUACAACCACAAGAAUUCAUUUGCCUUUUACAUCAAGUGGAUUGUCAUUAUCUAGUGAUGUAUCACAAAUAUCUACAACUUCAGUACCACAACCAGUGCCCCCUCCUGUGUCUAUGCCAAUGACAUCAGUUUCCACAUUGCCGCCAUUACCGCUAACACCUGUACCCCCUGUUCCACCACCUCCAGUCUUACCAGCAACACCUUCUUUAGAUCUAUCAAAUUUUCAAACACAAAUUAUGGUACAGCAUAAUAACAGUAACAAUGUAGUAUCUUCUUCAACUCCAUACAUUGAUAGUAUGGAUAAAGAAACAACACAUUCUAUGAAAAAAGAUACCAUAGACAUAACGAAAUCUCUAUCAUCACCGGACGCUCAAAAGGAUUCUAAAUCUGAUAAAAAUCAUAUAUUAGCAAAAACCCCUAAUAGAAUCACUCGAUUUUCACUGAAGUCACCUGAUGGUGGUGGCAAACCAAAAGUUUCGUUCCAGAUAAAACGUAAAAAUAGACCUAUUGUUGGUGAUAAAACAGAAUCUAUUGUUGAGGAAGAAGAUGUAAUCAACAGUAACCCUGGACAGUUUGUCACCAGAAAGAGAGAAAUGUUUAAACCAGCUGAAGUUGAGUCUGUAGCAGCUCAGCAAAUUGCAUUAAUCAAAAGUUUAGGAAUUUUGGAAAAUGUUCAAAAGAAAGCUCAAACAUCACCCACAGGUCUGGAAACAGAACCAUCUUUAUUAACAACAGAUCGAACUUCUCCUAGUGACAAAACAGUAGAUAAAACUUUACUAAAUAAAGUAAGUGAUAAAAUAUCAGAAAUAUCUCUUUUAGGGAAAGAGGAGGAAAAGCAAUCAUUGGAUGACAAAUCGCAAGAGAUGGCCAAUGAAAAAUGUACCCCAGAGAAAGUCCGUGAACAAUUUUCUCAUGAAACUAGUCAAGAAAAUUCAAACAUUACAAAUGAUAAACCAAAAGAAGUUACUCCUCAUGGGAGCCCAAGUGAAAAUUUGAAUAAAGAAAAGUUUACAGAGAAACCAGUGAGCGAGAAAUCUGUUAAUAUAACUCCUGAAAAAUCUCAUGAACCUUCAUCAUCAACCAAUCAAUCUCGUGGAAAGUCUACACGUGACAGAAGUUCAGACCAUUCAUCAUUAGAACGAACGCAUGAUCGCUCAACUCGAGAUAAAUAUGAUAAGAAUUCUGACAAGUCUCGUGAUCGAAAUACUCAUGAUCGUUCUGGGAGAGAUAGUUCCCACGAUCGUUCUAUAAGAGGGCAGUCCUAUGAAAGAGGGGGAAGGGAGAAAUCUCAAGACAGAUCAAGAGACUGGGAAAGAUCACGAGAUCGAUCAACAAGAGAUAGAUCUCGUGAAAGAUCAUAUGACAGAUCAUCUCGAGACAGGCGUGAUAGAUCAAACAGAGAUCGGUCAAAUAGAGACAGGUCACGUGAUCGAUCAACUCGUGAUAGGUCACGAGAACGAUCCACCCGUGGUAGAUCAAGGGACCGAUAUAUGAGGGAAAAGUCUUAUGAGAGAUCUCCAGAUGAAAGAUCUUUAUCUGAUAAACCUUCAGAUCAUAUAAAAAAUCGUUCUGAUAAUUCCUACGACUAUAGAAACUCUCAGAGACGCUUUAAUACUAGAGAAAGGAGAAGUCGAUGGAGUGAAAGAUAUGAUGAUAAUCGUUAUAGUCGAACUUCUGAUCGGUAUAAAAGGGACACAUAUGACAAUCGAAUAUCUUCUCAUUAUUAUGAUGAUGAUUACUAUAAUCGGUCGCAUUAUGAGGAUAAAAGAUCUCGCUAUGAUGAUAGACCUUUUUACAGCCAAGAUAAACAUCAGCGAUCUGAUGAUGUUUACUCAGAUCGUUAUGAUAGAAGAAAUAGGAGAGGUUUUCAUCCUUCGGAAGACAAAGUUUCUGACAUAGAUAGUAGUUUAAAAGAUUCUAGUUCUCCAAUCCGUCACUCAUUUACUGGAACUAAAUCAUCAAGCAUAGGUAGUGGAAUAAAUGCUAUAAGUGUUCAUUACAGCCAGGCCAGUGAUAGUGAUAGUUCCCCUGUCCAUAACUUAGAUGGAAUGAAGCAAUAUAAUCAGCUACAGUAUAGUUCUUCCAGUGUAGUUGUAUCUAGUACAAGUACAGUUCCAACAAACCAGCUGCCAGUAUUUGGACAAGAACAUCAAAUACAAAAUUACAGUAAUAAAUUAGAUGAAUGUAGUACUGCAACUAAUUAUAAUUAUGGUGAUUCAACACCAGUCCGAGAUGAACCAAAUGAUUAUGAAUUCAAUUUUGCACAGAAUUCCACUCCAGUUAAUUCUUAUCAGGGCUUUGGUAAUCUUUAUCAGCCUAAUACUAAUGCAAUGAAUUGGUUGGCUCCUCCUCUAGAACCAGCCCAAGACAUUGAUGUAAGCCAGAGAAUUAAUAGUACAACUACUAUUCCAACUGUAUUAGGGGAUAAUUCAAGUUAUCCUUCUGUUCUAAAUACCAGCAUGCAACAGAAAGAACAUGCAAGCAUAGUUCCUAUUACACUUGCCUCUCAAAAUAUAGCAGACCCAUCAAGAAUUAAUAUGAAUAUUUCCAAUGCUGUCACUGAACACAGAAUCCCUACACUCCUAAAAGAUUUCCCCAAAAUCACUCAUAAUAACAAUUCAACACAAAACUUUGCUCUAACUUCAAAUGUUAAUCAACUAAAUUUGUCUUCUGUUUCUACUUCAACCGUAAGCUUGAACUCUAAUAUUAAUCUAAAUCCUUGUUUACCAAAUUCAGUUGGACUGCCACCUGUUGCCAUUAGUCAUUUACCACCACCACCACCACCACCACCACCACCACUACCACUACCAGCUGAAAGUAAUGCAAACUUUUUAACUCGACCCUAUGAAGUGAAACUUGAAAAUUCAAGCUAUAAUGUUUUGAGUAAUUAUGCAUCAAGUAAAACACCUUCUCAGUCUCAACCUGUCAUUCAUAGUAGCAACAAAGAUUUCAGUUCCUCUCAAAAGGAACAACUUCAAGCUGUUACAUCAAUUGCUAUUGCAGAUAUUACAGUAGGUAGUUUUAGUGAUUCUAAAGUGUCUUUGACAUCACAAAGUACUGUACAGAAACCUGUUGCACAGUUAAGUUAUUCGGCAGAUAAAUUGCAUGUUGCAGAUUCUAUCACUCAGUCUCCAAAGAUAGAUAGUUGUCAUAAACCAGGGCUUGAAAAUCAAUUAUUAACUUCAGGCAUUUCUGUAAAAUCCACAGACUCUUCUGCUGAAGAUUACAAUAAAUAUUUUUCUUUGAUAAGCAAACAAACAUCCCAAAUGAAGACAGUUGAUGAACCAGCUCUACCAGUAACAAAUUUAGCUCUUGAACAUGUCCCAAUCAUAGAAUCUUCUCAUAUAAUUGAACCUGCUGAGACUAAGCAGAGAACAUUAGUCAGUAGCCAUUUAGGAGAAGCAGAAGUUAGUUCCUCUGACUAUUUAUUGACAGAGCAAUCAACGAAACUGGCAGUUAAAACAGAACAACCUUCACUUGAACAGUGUAUACCAGACUCUGACUGUACUGAUCAGAAGAAAGGUAAAAUUAACGAAACUGAUAUUAAAAAUGAAAGUCAAGAGAAGAGAGUUCCUGCUGUUGUAAACACAACAGAUAGUCUUUGCCUAAAAGAUAACUUUGAAGAAGAACUAAUGGAAGUUGAUUCUCCUGAAAGUUCUUGCUACAUUGAGACAAACUUUAAUAUGUCUUCUGCUCCGAACGACAACCAAGGACAAACAGCUGACAAUCGUGACGACCGUUCUAUCAUUUCCACUUCAUGUAGCAAUAGUCAGAUUCAAGAUAUACAAACUGAAGUUCCACAUGGAAAAACUGAAAAUAAAGUUUAUCUGAAGUCGGAUUGCAAAGUAACAGAUAGUUCAACGCUAUCAAAUCGAGAAAAUGAAAUUUCUUCUAGUGAUAUGCAGAAAACAAGCUGUGAUAUUCUUAACUCUGAGAACACUAUUACUACAACUGGUAAUGAAGAGAAAAUCAAAUUCUCUUCUCCAGAUUUGUCAAAUUCAGUGACAAUUAGUAAAUACUCAGAAAGCUCUCGUCAGGCAUCUACUGACAACAAACACAUAAAAUUUCAGCAUGUCAUUCGUAGUAUUACCACAGACACUACUUAUUCAGUUGAUGUCACAUCAUCUGAUGAAAAAUUCCCCAAAAUAAACAAACCAAAAUUUCACGCUCUUCAGAAAGAUAGACAAAAUAUUCCAAAAUUGGACACUUUAUCUCCGAAGAAUACUAGUCAGAUCAUUUCAAGUGGGAAAGAAAUUAAGAGUGGCAAGGUUAGUGGUAGCAGACCAACAUCACGCUGGGAUGUUUCUAAUCCAUCUCAAAGCAAGAACAGUGAUAUUGCAAAGUCAUCUUCUGUUGCUACUUCAAGUGAAGUACAAAGUUCCAAAUUACUGAAUCAGAAUAUUUUUGAAAUAAUUGGUGAAUCUAAAAAUAUUUUUCAGAAAGAUAGUCAGAAUCUUGUGUCUGUAACAAAUACUAAAGUUGGUCAAGUAAGUGUACUGAAGGAGAGUGAGACUGUUAAAGAACAGACCAUUUCAGUAUUCCAUGAAAGUCUUGAAUCUGAAUACCAAGAUAAGGUUAGUAAGAGCCAAUUGCCCAGCGUGAAGAAAGAAGAAAAGUUAAAAGUUGAACCAAUACUUGAGCAGCCGUUCAAAGAUACAGUGUUGUUGGAAACACAAGAACCUGUAAAUGUUGAAUUAUCCAAAGUAAACGAGUUAAAUGAAUCAAAAGAGCCAACCGUACUAAGUUCAAAUGAAGUUUCAGUAAAUAGUAGUGACCAGCUUAAAGGAAAGAAGGAGGAAAACACUGAGGUGGCUGCAGAACAAACUAACGAAGAAGAGCUAUUGGCAAGAAAUGUUGAUACCGUUUCAUCUAAGACUGAACAGGCAAGUGAGAUCAGUGUUAGUGAGGAUACUGCAGAAUGUUCUACACUUGCAGAAACCAGUGUAAGAAAUGAAGACUGCAGUAGUAAAGAUGAGGGCAUUGAGUCACCAAAUCAAGAAAAAUCUGUUAAGGGUAGUAAAAGAUCUGAGAGUGUGUCUCAGACAUGUCUAACUCCUGCACCCAGAAGAAGCGGCCGCAUUCGAUCAUUAGAAGAGAAGAGAGUUCGUGAGAAAGAAGGGAAAAAAGAGAAAGAUUGCCGUACAAAGAAGGACAAGAAAGAGGUGAAGACAGAUAAAGAAGCUGAAGAUAAGGAGAAGCUUGUUCACGAAGAUAAAAAUAUCGAUGAUCCAGGAACGAAGGAUAAUUCCAUAAAAGAAGAGUUAGCAAAAGAAGCUGAUGAGAGAAAAGAACGAGAGGGUAGACGAACUAGAAACCGAGCCAGCAACAAAGAAGAGGAGGAUCUAAAGGAAGAGAUGGAUAAAAAACGUCGAGAUCUUAACAACAGACAGGUAAAAGAGGACACCAAGAAAGUGACGGAAAUAGCAAAAGAGAAGCCAAAACGUCUUACUCGAAACAAAAAGCUUUUGGAGCCUGAAAAGACUAAAUCAGAUCAGAUUGGAUCAGAAAAUGAAAUUAAACAAGAUGAGUGUGAAGCUGCUAUAUUAAAUGUUGCUUCUGAUUGUUCACAAACAGAUACAACCUCUUCUAAUUCAGUUAGCCAAAUUAAAAAACCUUCGGCUGUUACAAGUAGCUAUAGCCUGAACCCGACACAAAAUAGUGCAUCUUCUCUUCAGAAAGAUUCAUUCCAAACCACUCCUACAACUACUGACCAACCAGCCAUUAAUAAAGAAACAAAGAAAGAAGAUUCCCUUACAUCAUCACGCCCCUUAAAGGUCAAGUCAAGGUGGAGAAAAACAAUGGAAGCUGAGUGGUUAUCAGCCAGUGCACAUAUAUCAAGUACAUCAACUGACUUGUCCAGUAGUGUUAGUACUACUAUACCUACCACACUAUCACCCCAAAUCUCCCCUUCUUUGCAAACAUUACCAUCAGCAGCUAUUGUGACAUCUUUGCCAUCUCUGCCACAAACAUUAAGCAGCCCCUCAUUACCAUCUUCUUCAUGUGCUCAGCCAUCUGAUCUUACAGUACCUUUAGGAUCUCAGGCCAGUAUUCAUCAGACACAACCAACAACUCUUCUACAGCAAGCAACACCUUCGUCGCUACAGCAGCCGUCCAUUCAGAUCUCUUCCUCUCAGAUUUCUCCUCAACAGAAAUGCCAACCAGUGGUUUCAACAACAUUCCAAAGUUCAGACGAAAUCCUAAUUAGCAGUAAGACUGCCUCAGCUAACAGCAGCAUUAUUGAAGAUCAUCGUAAGUCCUAUUUACAAAAGCCAACAGUCGAUACUAUCUUAGAAGAAGAGGAGGAGGAAGAAGUAGAAGGGGAACGCAAAAACAAGGAUGUAACUCUUCAAGAGGAUGUAGCAAACCUAGUACCGUCAUCGAUCAAAGAUACUCCAAGUCGACCAGAUGUGGAAGCGAACAAAGAAAAUGAUGGAUCUUACGAGGAAAUUACAGACAAUAUAUAUCUUACUGAAAGGAAAAAAUCAAAGCAAAUGAGGGAAGUACGACGUAUGGUUUGUGAUUGCACAAUAAACCCUGAAGAUAGAGAUGCCAACUUGGAUGCUUGUGGAGAAGAUUGUUUGAACCGGAUGCUGAUGAUAGAAUGUGGUUCCCGUUGUCCAUGUGGGGAAUACUGCAACAACAAAAGAUUCACUCGACAUCAAUAUGUAAAUGUCACAACAUUCCAGACAGAAAACAAAGGACUUGGAUUGAUGACUCUUGAAGAUGUCCUACCGCAUACAUUUGUCAUGGAGUAUGUUGGAGAAGUUCUUGACUAUAAGCAGUUCAAGAAUCGGACAAAGCAGUAUGCUAAAAAUGGCCAGGAGCAUUAUUAUUUCAUGUCCCUGAAUGCUGAUGAAGUGAUUGAUGCCACAUACAGAGGAAAUAAAUCUCGUUUUAUUAAUCAUAGCUGUGAUCCAAAUUGUGAAACUCAAAAGUGGACGGUAAAUGGAAUGCUGCGAAUUGGAUUUUUCACCAAAACGUUUAUUAGUGCUGGGCAGGAGAUGACAUUUGAUUAUCAGUUUGAAAGCAAACAAGCACAAAAAUGUCACUGUGGCUCAAGUUGUUGUCGAGGAACAAUAGGUGGUAAGAAGAAGUCUACAGUGAAAUCCAAGAAGAAAAGUGUUUCCUCAGAAAAGAAAAAGAAAGAGUUUGAAGAUGAAUCUAAUAUCCUAAAGCUCAAUAAGCAAUGGAACAACAUGUCGCAGAGUGAUGAUGAUGGUGAUGACGGUGACGACAAUGGUGGUGACAACGGUGAUGAGGAGGACGACGGCGAUGACGAACAAGGCGCCGUUAAGAAGCAACCAGAUGGCCAGAUAAAACUACUCAUGUUGGAAGAAGAAAUGGAACGAAUGUCCCAGUUGGAAGGAUUAAAGAAUAAAGAACAUGUACUUAACCUGUGCAGGUUAAUGGUUAGAGCAGAAAGUAAUGACCAUCGAUUGUCCAUAUUGCGCAUAUUGCAGGGCACAAAUGAGCAGGCUUGUUUGCGUCUAUUCUUGGACUAUCAUGGCCUACCUUUACUGUGGAGCUGGAUGGCUGAUAUUGGUGAUGGGGCUCCCUAUUUAAAAUUACAGAUCUUGGACACUUUGAAGAUGCUUCCCAUAACUAACAAGACAAUUCUGCAAGAAAGUAAAAUUUUACCUAUGGUUUUAAAAUGGGCUACUGAACUUAAAUUGACGGCAGAUCCCGAAAUUGAAACAGAACAAAGCAAUGAUAAUUCGUCACAAGCUGGCACUCCUUCAUCAGUGGCAAGUCGAGAUGAACGACCACCGAAGAAGAAGGUUAAAUUUGCUGACGAAACUAGUUCGGACAGUGAAAUGUCAGAGUGUAGCCGGUUGAGCGGCAUGAUAUAUGUCAAUGAACCUACAACUAAAAAUGGACUGAAUGAAGUUGCCGACAGCUCUGAUAUGACAUAUACAGAUUAUUCUACCCCAGGAGGAAAUUUGUACAUAGACGAUUUAGAUGAAACCAGAUCUUCUAAAUCACCUUCUAGUGGAGUGCCUAAAAGUGGAAUUCUUAUUAAACCAGAACUGCAAAAAGAGUUAUCAAGUGAAUCUUCCUCUUCACCUGUUGUUGACGACAAAAUCCAGUCUAAUGAGGCUGAAUCUUCCUCUCCAGAUAUACUUGAGAAAUCAACGAAAGAAAAGUCAGAAGACGAUACUUUAACAAAAGACGAUGACAGCAGCAAUGAGGUCAAGGUAGCAGCGGACGAGAAGAACUUUGAUUCAAGCAAGUUGUCAUCAGUGGUUUCUCUCGCCACUGACCUACUCAAGCACUGGAGUGAUUUAAAGGAAGUUUUCAAAAUCCCAAAAAAGAAAAGGUUGAAGAGCGGAAAAGAACAGAAAGAGAAUUACGUGGAGUUUGUUUUUGCAUUGCUUUAUCAUGUUGAUAUUUUUAUAUUUUUUACAGAAAGAGAUCGUAAGCGUAGAUAUGAGGCAUCACCUGAUAAAAAUCAUAAUCGAUUUAGAACACGCUCAGAUCGAAGGCGGGAUGAUGUUCAAGAAUUGCUCAAUCCCAAUAGGCCUAGAAUUUAUGGUUUCAACAGGCGUGUUCUGCUACCUACACCGCCCAAGCUGAGCAAAGAAGAACGGCGCCAACAGUUUGAGGCCCAAGUAAGAGCAGAAGAUGAACGUGCAGAAUUUCAAAAGCAACAAGAAGCAGCUUACAUUCAACAACAACAAGAAUAUAUGCAACAAUACAAUAUUUCUGGGGAAGGCAAUGGCUAUGAUUACUAUGCACAGCAUGACCCAAAUAUUGCUUACCAACAAGAUCCAAACAUGGUUUACCAGCAUGAUCCGAAUGUAGCAUAUACACAAGAUCCUUCAGCAGUGGUAGCUUACCAAGCAGACCCAGUGACUGGAAUGUUUCCAAAUCCUGCUACAUACCCACAAGAUCCAAAUGCUCAGUAUCAAGACCCCAACAGUGUUUACCAUCUAUCCAAUUAUCUCAUACCACCCCCUACAGAUCCAGCUGCCUAUGCAGUGUCAACAGCUGAUCCAGCUGUAUACCCAGUGCCACCCCCAACAGAUCCUAAUGCUUAUCAAAUACACCCAACUGACCCAAAUGCUUAUCAAAUACAACCACCUGAUGCAAAUGCUUAUUCUGUAACCCCUACGGACCCAAAUGCAUACCAGGUCCCUGCACCUGAACAAACGACUUUCCAAACCACCACAGAACAGACUAGUUAUCAGACUGAAAGCAACAACUAUCAGAUAUCUGUUCCACCACCUGUUACGCCUGUACCUGCUGAGCCUAGUUAUCCAAAACCAAGUGUAGCAGUAACAGCUGCUACUUCACCAGCAGUUACUCAACAACCAUCAGUUGCAGAAGCUCUUUCAGAACAUUGCUUUAUGCCAGCACCAAGUGUACCAGUUGUACUUGAAACAGGCACCCCUCAGACAACACCUAAUCAUAGUGUUCUACCAACAAUGACACCAACAUAUAUAGAACCUGGGAGCUCUGUACCCACUUUGUAUUCUAAUACACCUGCUUUUUCUGUUCAAUCCAAGUACAUGACUACACCUCAAACAAGUCAGACGACAUCCUACCCACAAACAACACCUCCUCAAUCCAGCACUCUACCUCAGCUACCCCCUCAGCCUCCGCAGCUGCCUGCAGCUUCUCUUGUUAAUGUUCCUCCUCCGACUCCAUCAUCAACUCCGCAGACACCAUUAUUUGUGCAAGGCCAACAAGGCCAGCCGCCACAACAGCCACCAGCAGCACCUCCUCAGGUUUUCUAUCCUCCAACACCACAAGCACUGGUUGUACCUCCUCCACAGCAUUUCUCUCAGCCCCAGGCCUCAACUCCAGCCGUUGCUAGCUCACAAGUUGUACAAAUUAACCAAGGAUUGUUUGCUUGUCAACAGGUUGACCAAUUACAACAGCUACAAAUGCAAAACAUUGUUUUACCAUCAACAACUUCAACUAAUGCAGCAACCGAUGACGAACCUCCUCCACCACCCUCACCUCCAAAGCCAAAAGUUACCAAGCUUCCAGCCAACUGGAAGAUAGCUAAAGAUGCUGAAGGAAAACAGUAUUAUUAUCAUACCCUAACGAGGCAAACACAGUGGGAUCUCCCAAAAUGGGACCAAAGUGAUCAAGAUGAUAUGGAUCUGGGAACACCAACUCACGAUGAACCACAAAACAAGUCAAAAAGAAAAGCCACAACCACAGCAGCAGCUGAUACUUCCAGUGAACUUGCCAAAAGAAGCAAGGAAGCAUUCCGCAAUAAGAUGUCCCAAUGGAUUGUUGCCUGCUUGAAUCCCUAUCGGAAACCAGAUUGUAGACUCGGUCGAAUAUCUAGCACAGAUGACUUCAAGCAUUUGGCAAGAAAGUUAACUCACCAUGUGAUGGCCAAGGAGUUGAAACAUUGUAAACAUCCUGAAGAUUUAGAAGUCAAUGAAAAUGUAAAAGCAAAGGCAAAAGACUAUAUUAAAAAAUACAUGUGUAAGUUUGGAGCCAAUUAUAAAAAAGCCCAAUCACCUACACCAGAUGAUUGAAGACAUUUUGUUGGUUAGCAUCUACAUUUCACAUGGGAAUUUUUAUCAUUGUCACUUAUGAUAUAUACUAACAACUUGGUGCUGUUCCCUUAGCUUUGUUCGAAAGCUUUGAACACUACAUGAAUGUAAACACCUGACAAGAGGAAGAGUUUUAAUUUAUCAUCUGGUUUGUUAAGUUACCUCCUCCAAUUAGGAAAACGCACAAAUCUAUCUUUCCUCUUUCCGUCCUAUGGACGUAACUGACGUGACAAUAGGGCUAGUUGUGAAAAGAAACAAAUUUUCAUGAAACUCCCUGCAAAGAAAAUCCAAUGAAAUCAUUGUAAAUUGAUUUUCAUUAACGAUCUCAAGUGCAUUUCAUAACAGUAUACACACACAUAUUAUAUGCAUUUAGAGGUUAAGUCUCCACUGUUUGUUGGCGUUUCUGUUUUUUUUUUUCUUUGUUUUAUUUUCCUUGAUGUCCUGGCUGUCGUUCUGUGUAAACAGCAUUGAGACACUGUACAUAGAAAGUGAAUGGGACCAUGGGAAAUCUUCCCUUCUAACAAGCCAAAUAGCAGUUCCCUGAAACUGAGGAAAAGCAGGCAGGCAGGGAUGGGGAGGCUAUCUUCUGACUCAGUUCUCAUUCAACUUCCAUUCCAUCAACCGUAAUUCUUUCACCUUUCCUUUCUCAUUUUUUUUACUUUUUUUAAUUUACAUGCCAUAAAUAGUUGAAUGAAGUUGGAUUACACUUGUUCCUUGUUUUUAAAUAUGCAUACACUUCUAAGUUAUUCAAUUAUCAAAUUACCUAUUUGGUACCCAUAAUUUUACCUGCUUAAUGUUUACGAACAGUGUAUGCUGAUCUCACUUUACCUAAAGGGACACACUCAUCCUUAAACAAGCAGUGAAUCAAUAGCUUCACUGGUCAAGAAUCCCUUCUGCUGACAAUAAAAUGCUAUCAUUUCAAAAAUUGGUCAUAUUAAAAAUGUCUUUAUCUCUGAAAGAGUUUAAGAUUUAAAACAUUUUUAUUCAAUGUUUUACCACUAUGUGGCUACUAUUUAUGUUCAAAAUUUGCUAAGUAUUUUAUCAAUGAAAUUUUUAAAUUGUAAAUUUUCUUUAUUACAAGAAUUCAUUGUAAAAUAAGCCUAAUCAUGUUUUAAUGAAAUCAUUUUUUUUAAUUAAUUAAUUAAUUUCAAACACAAAAGCGGGGGUUAGAAUAUUUGUAAAUCCUGCCAUCAUUCUUUUUAGCAUUGUUUUUUUUUUUUAAUACAUCAUGGAAAUUAAUUAAUUUUUUUUUUUUUUAAACAAAACCAUUUUAAAAACUGUGAAUGUGGAGACAAUACUGAUAUUAUUGGGUGCUCUGAAUUCUUUAAAAUAUAUUAGAUAAUCAAUUUGCAUUCAGAACUUUCAACAACAAAUCACUGAAUUUUACCUCCAACUAAGAUCUAAUAGGAGUUUUUUAGUUUAAUGCAUCUGAUGGGUUAAUAUAUGAAGAAAAAAAAAGGUCUGAUAUAGAUAUAUAUGUAUAUAUAUGUAUGUAUAUAUAGAUAUAUAAUGAGAGAAUAUUUUCCAACUGCCUCUGUAGAGUUCUUUCUACGAUCCAUUGAGGUAAUCACAAGGUAUCUAGCAACAGGAUUUUGUUUUUAACACAUAAACUGAUUCACAAAAUACAGCGUUGUUACAGCCUUUUAUGCUAAUCUAACAGUUAUAUUUUUCAAAACUGUGAAGAAACCGUUCAUCUACAUUGGUAAAAAAAAAAGAAAAAAGCAACAAAAAACGUAGCUAUGGCAGCAGAUACUUGUUAAUGUAAAUGUUAAAACAGUUAUUUAUUAAACUAUGAACUGGUAUUAAAAGAGAUGAACCAAUUGUGUAAUUUAUCCCAUUUUUUUUUUAUCUUUAUUUUUUAGAUUUUUAUUUUUUUUGUUAUUGUGUUUUGGUUGAAAUAAAUAGUUAACAGAUAACAUUGUCAUUUAUUUAUCUAUUAAUUACUACAAGUAAAAGACACAAUGUUUUCGAUAUGUGCCAUCUCAUCAAAUGUUUUAUCGAACAUCCCUACUACUAACACGUAACUUUAAUGCAUGCAUACCAGUGAGAAAUGCAUUUAGAUGGAAAAUGCUUUAUUUUUAGUUUUCAACCUAUUUAUGGACAUAGCUACUUGUUUCUGAUUAUGUAAAUACACGAAUAAAGCAUACCGAAGAACUAGUCGGAUCUGUGUUGAUUUUACAUUGAAAAUAUCUUCUAAUAAUUUGCAAAUGUAUCAAUGUAAUUCAAGAGAACCAUUCCACUAUGAAAUCUUGUAAAUUAAAAGAAAUAACAUUUUAUUUUUUUUGUUUUUUUAUCUUCCUCUCUCUCAUUAUUGUAACUUCAUAUUUAAUAAGAGUUCACUUAUGUUUACCACUUGUUUUAUAGUCUUAUUUCCUCCUGCUCUCUCCAUGGAGCCCUGGGCGACUCAUUUCUCUUGUAAUUUUGAGUUCUGAAGGCAAGGUCACUCGGCUCAAACUCAAUUACUCUUUCUUUCUCACCGUAGGCCUAGGAUGUUGGAAGUCGAGGAGAAGGCAUUCAUAAUUCUGCCUAGGGGUCCCAUUAUACAUACUCUCUGCCAGGACCAGCAGAAUGUGGAACAUAUGUAAAGUAGGGUUGUCAUGUGUUUUAGAUAAUUGUCACUACCCACGCUAUUUACUGUGACAUUGCUUACAAGUUUCACAACUCAAAGAAAUGUUUAGUUUGAUAUAUUAAAUAUAGUUGGCUUACACUGAACUGUAGCUUUAAACAUUAUUUGAAAUAAUAUUUCUGAUAUUUUUAUCGUAACAGUGAUCGAGAGGGGGGAAAAUGAAGGCAGUGUUUGAUACAGCAGUAAAUAAAAACAGAGUUAGACACUCAUUAGCCACCCUUUAACUGUCUUUAACCCUUUUGUUAUAACAUUUCUGUUGAAGUACACUUUGUUUCAGUUAAUAAUGGAAAUAAAGUAACUUAGUGAUUAUUAAGUUGGUAUUUGAAGCAUAAAUUAACAUGACAUCCUUGUGCAAGGUUUUAAUUAGCAUCACUUUUAAACAAGAAGUAUGUAUUGUAGGACCAGGGAUGACUUCAAAUGGGGGUUGUUAUGAAAAGGGUUAAAAUGCAUCAGUGGCCAGAAAGAAAAAAGACAAGAUCUGCAUAUCAUCAAUACACCUGAAAAUAUCUUAACAAAGUAGUUGAAAUUUGAUAAGAUUUUAUACAUGCAUAAAACUACAGCUGUAACUCAAGUGUAUAGUGACUUGGUAGCAUAUAUCAUACUUUUGCUAAUGGUUUUAGAUGACUAGGAGACAAACGUAGACUGCCUCUCAACCCUACCAGCUGACUAGUUGGAGGGAGAGAGGUCCGCACCAGUACUUGGCUGGUAUUAAUUUACUAAUUUUCUUCUGAGUUAAUUGAAGCAAUGUGAAAAGAAGUGCCUUGUUCGGUGAGAUAUUCUGAAGGAUAGCCAUUGAAUUGUUCACAGUAGCAUUUCCCUAUUGCUACUUAGAAGAAAAAAUUGGCCAUCACUUUGCAAGCAAGCAUAACCAAGUAGCUUGUACCACACUUUCACUAAUUGUUUUAGGUAUCUGAGUAGUUACAAGUUAACAUAGACCUCCUCUUAACCCAUCCUCCCUUGGACCCAGUACAAUACUGAUGAUGUGACAAGUGGAGGAAGAAAGAGACUUCGUUCACAGCUGAGUAAACUGGGGCAGCAUGAGACGAUGUGCCUUGCUCAAAGACACCUGCCCAAUCUAAAAAUCAAACCCACUACCUUAGGAUAGCAAAUCCAUCAGUCUAACAACUAGGCCAAAUGCUCUCAGACAGCUGUCCUUUGCCUAUGCCAGGGGUCCCCAAACUUUUUAGACCAUCGACCCCUUCAUGAAAUCAUUGACCCCCCAGGCAUGUACAAGAAAAUAAAUACGUAGAUGUGCAAUAUCGACCACUUUGGAGACCCCUGGCCUAUACUGUUAUCAUUAUGAGGGCUUCAUGUAGCUUUAUUUAGCUGUUUGAUUAAAUCUUCAUAUCUUUCACCACAAGGACUCUUGUCAUCAUAUCAAUGUGACAAUAUUCCCUCUCAUGCUACAAUUCAAGUUCAGAAUUCUUCUUAUCCGUGACUUCCUUCUCUCUCUCUCUACUCAUUGGGUAAAGCUCAGCAGCUCCAGGAAACAUUUUUACCAAACUUUCAUACGUUCUUAGUUUUUGGACCUGUAACAACUAAUUCUUCCCAUUGAUUACUGUUAAAUACUGUUUCCAAUAAUCAGUCAGUUUCCCUUGGAUCAACGAGGGAGCCUCUAAGUGGCUGCAUGACCUGCUAGAAAUAGCAGCCAAAUAGACCAUAAAUUAGAUCCUGUCUUUUAAAGAAAUCUCUCUUAAAAUUUAUAUUGGAUAACAUAGGAAUAAUGAUGCGUGAUACAUGAAAAAAUAAGCUUUCAAGGUUGGUCUGCUUUUUGAUCAGAAGUUUGAUCCAUCAGGGCUGACCCAGGGUUAAACAACAACUGUUAUCUUUCGGAAAAUAACACAUUACCUUGUAAAUAAUAAAUUUGUUCAAAAUCUA